Molecule: messenger RNA, 552 nt
Organism: Aureobasidium subglaciale EXF-2481
Lineage: Eukaryota; Fungi; Ascomycota; Dothideomycetes; Dothideales; Saccotheciaceae
Exons: 4
Coding region: 1-552 (183 amino acids)
Source: RefSeq, a predicted model, not a curated record
AUGAGCACUACCGCUCCCAAUUCCUCUGCUGCACCUGCCACCCUCGCUGGUAUGGUUGCCCCUCAAGCGUCCCAUGCUCGAACAGAGUCACCCCGUCGUGCCAUUGACUGGCAGCAAGAACGCCUCGACCUCGGGCCAGAAACUCUCGCCCACCGGGCUCACACACUCGCAGCCCUCGCGGGCAGGAAUCCAUGGCUGGAACCUACCCCAAUAGGGGAGGGGGAGGGAGAAAGUGCGCUUUUCGCCUUCGGGCAAGACCUUCGGAGAGGCGUCAGCCAGACAAACAUUGCUAUGUGGAUCGUGAACAGUGAAGUGACCAUUGUGUGCCCGGUCAAGCCCUCGAUAGUGACCGCUUCGUGGGUUGGGAGGUCAUAUCUUCCAUCGACUCUCGCUGUCGCUAUGCGGCAUGCAUCUGCACCUGUCGAAAGGCAAAGUAAUAUUGGCGGACAGUCAUCACAUGUAGGACAGACGCCGAAGCCUAUGAUCUCGACGGACAGCUCACGAUAUAUCAAAACAUUUAUGCCUUUCCACAUCCAUCAACUUAUCCUGUAG